Messenger RNA from Physcomitrium patens, 1071 nucleotides. RefSeq names its product ferredoxin C 1, chloroplastic. Gene Ontology annotation, biological process: electron transport chain. NCBI's taxonomy places the organism in Eukaryota, Viridiplantae, Streptophyta, Bryopsida, Funariales, Funariaceae. Gene Ontology annotation, molecular function: electron transfer activity; 2 iron, 2 sulfur cluster binding. The record is from RefSeq and is a predicted model, not a curated record. Gene Ontology annotation, cellular component: chloroplast.
CAGCUCUGCAGGGGGACGGAAGAUCGCCCUUAUCUUCCCUAUCUCCACCCGUAUGGAUAUCCCGGAUGGCUCUGUGUUGUUCUUCGUUGUCUUCUCCAAUGUUGUGGCGGUGGACGCUGCGCAUUAUCUUCAGCUCACACUCUCCGUACAGUGAAUGAGGGUGUGGCGUAAAAUAUCUGCGCAAUUUGAAUAAGGGUUUUAUCUUUAGAAGGAACAUGGCCAUCUCUCUGCCGUCUGCCCCUCAGACUGUCGCCAGCUUUCAAUUAGAAGCGGCAGGUAGCAAGCUUGCGCCAGAGACAGUGCCAACUACUCUGUCAUGGAGUAGGCGGGUUUCGACAUUCGUGAAGACACACCGUCGGAAUCCAAAUCAUCGAAACCUAAGAAGAAUGCAAUGUUCAGCACAGGUGUACAAGGUGGAGAUUGAGCACGAAGGGCAGAAACACGUGCUGGAUGUACCCGAAGACGAUAGUAUCCUUUCGAUUGCUCUUAAGGCUGGUCUCACAGUUCCAUAUGAUUGUAAUCUCGGAGUGUGCAUGACAUGUCCUGCCAAACUUGUAAAUGGAACCGUCGACCAAGAUCAAGGCAUGUUGAGUGAAGAUGUUAUUGAAAAAGGCUACACACUGAUGUGCGUGGCCUACCCUAGAUCAGACUGCACCAUUCGCGUCAUCCCGGAAGAGGAGCUCUUAUCUUUACAGCUUGCCACUGCAGAUGAUUGAGAUAUACAACGUUGGAUGAUUUCAUUGGAUUUGGUAGCCGACCACGCGCGCUAAGGACGCACGCAAGUUUUAUACCAUUGGCAGGGAGACAAGAGAAACCUAGGGUUUAUUGUUUUUCCUUCACACCCUUGUAGAAGUUGCAACGAGGUUGGAAGCUGAAAGUUGAGGGGCUUGCGAGAAUGUUAGGAUCGGAUCAUGCAGAGUAGACGUCGCGUAAUCCAUUUGUGAUAUUGGAAUUUUGUGAUACAUAUGACGCUGAGAUUGAAUUGAUUUCCCAACUCUUUGAUGGAGAGCUACUUCUGACUCCCAUGAAAGUGAAUAGUUAUCAUAUGAAUUACGAGUAUCAUGGUGUUAA